AAAAAUCUAGAAUUAUUGAACAGAGAAUUAAAACUUAACAAGAUAUCAUUGGGACAUCAAAAGAAUGAAUAUGAAGAAAUAAAAAUAAAAAAUGAAGAGAUAUUAAAUAAGUUUGAAAACCUUAAACAUUCAAAAUAUACAUAUCAAAUAAUGUUACAAAGGAUUAAGAAGGAGAAGAAACUUUUAUACUUUUAUUUAAACUCGUUAGAGCGAACAGUGACAAGCUUGAAAAAUAAUGAAAAACAACUACAUAACAAUAUACAGAAAAUAACAUCAGAUAAUAAAAAUUUAAAAAAAUCCAUUGAAGAAAAAAAAAUGGACAUUAUAAAGGCCAAAAAUAAAAAUGAAGAAAUAUUAAAAUAUAUGAAUGUCAAUAAGGAGCACAGCAACAUACUCAGGAUAAGAAGAGAAAUGAUUAAUGAAUAUAAGACUAACAAAUUAAACGACUCAAAUGUUGCCCUAAUGAUAGAAGAGAAGAAAAAAUAUAAGAAACUUCUUAUAUACUAUCUAUUAUAUAAUAAUUAUCUCAAAUUAAGUGCUUCAAAUAUAUUUGAAAAUGCCAGUAGUAUAUAUGCUACAAUAUCAAAAUUAAGAGAGGCAACAGGUGUAACGGAUAUAUAUGAUAUUAAUCAGAAAUUUAUGGACAUUGAAAAUAAAAAAAAUCUUUUACAAAAGGAAGAGGAAUUAUCUCAAAAAAGACUCGAAGACGCUAUUCAAGAGUAUCAAGCUUUAAAUAACGAAAUUUUAAAUACCUUCUCUGACGAUAAAAAUAUUCUAAAGAAGAAAAUUCAAAAUGAAAAAGAAAAAAUAUCAGACGACAUAUACGAGUCAUAUAAACUUGUUUUUGCCAGUGAAAGAGAAUUAGAAGAUAUAAACAUAAAAUUAGAUAAGAUAAAAAAAUUCUUAGAAAAACAAAAUAGUUAUUUCCAUUCUAUAAAUAUGGAGGAAAAAAUGGAAUUUCAUUCUAAUGAAGAUAUGUUACAAUAUAUAAAAAAUUUAAAGGGAGUCGUUGAAACAUUGAUGAAAAUAACACAGCAAAAUAGGGAAAAUGGAAACAUCAGUAGAUCUUAUAAGUCCUUGGAAUUUCUUGAAAUAAUGAAUUUAUACAGGAACGUCGAUUUUCAUAAAAAUAUGUGCAGAGUUGAUGAUACUCAAGAACUAGAGAAUACCAUAAAAAUGGAAUCAAAAACUCUGAAUAAAGGCAAGUUGCCAUAA
This is a messenger RNA of Plasmodium reichenowi, 1215 nucleotides long. RefSeq lists its product as hypothetical. The annotation marks the transcript as partial. The transcript has 15 exons. The record is from RefSeq and is a predicted model, not a curated record. NCBI's taxonomy places the organism in Eukaryota, Apicomplexa, Aconoidasida, Haemosporida, Plasmodiidae.